UGGGCCGGUGAGCUCAUGGCAAAGGCGCCCAGCGGGGUGGGGGUGGGGAACCUGGCUUAUAAAGCCCCUGAGGCCCUGUAGCUUGCAGAGGCUGUUAUAGACAGCACCAUGCAGGGCUCUGAGGAGGGCUCUGAGGCGGUGAAGAGGGCCACAGCGCUUAUCGAGGAGCGGCUGGCGCAGGAGGAAGAGAAUGAGAAACUCCGAGGAACCGCCCAGCAGAAGCUGCCCAUGAACAUGCUGGUGUUGGAGGAUGAGAAGCACCAGGGAGCUCCGAGUCCGGCCUUACAAAAGGUUAAGGGUCAAGAGCGUGUGCGCAAGACAUCCCUAGACCUUCGGCGGGAGAUUAUUGACGUGGGUGGGAUCCAGAACCUCAUUGAGCUGCGGAAAAAACGCAAGCAGAAAAAACGGGAAGCACUGGCUGCACCCCAGGAGCCACCGCCGGAGCCUGAGGAGAUCACUGGACCUGUGGACGAGGAGACAUUCCUGAAAGCGGCGGUGGAGGGGAAAAUGAAGGUCAUUGAGAAGUUCCUGGCCGAUGGGGGUUCCCCAGACACCUGUGAUCAGUUCCGCCGGACAGCACUGCAUCGAGCUUCCCUGGAAGGCCACAUGGAGAUCCUGGAGAAGCUUCUGGAGAGUGGGGCUACUGUGGACUUCCAGGACCGGCUGGACUGCACAGCCAUGCAUUGGGCCUGCCGUGGGGGCCGCUUGGAGGUGGUAAAACUCCUGCAAAGCCGAGGAGCAGACACCAACAUUAGAGAUAAGCUGCUGAGUACUCCCCUGCACGUGGCAGUCCGGACGGGGCACGUGGAGAUUGUGCAGCACUUUCUGUCCCUGGGCCUGGACAUCAAUGCCAAAGACAGAGAAGGGGACAGUGCCCUGCACGAUGCUGUGAGGCUCAACCGCUACAAAAUCAUCAAAUUGCUGCUCCUGCAUGGGGCUGACAUGAUGACCAAGAACCUGGCAGGAAAGACCCCCACGGACCUGGUGCAGCUGUGGCAGGCUGACACCCGGCAGGCUCUGGCGCACCCAGAGACAGGGGCGGAGCAGAACGGGCUGGAGGGUCCUGCUGAGAGUGCGCAGGAGACCCCCCAGCCGGUGCCAGUCCAGUAGACACCUGCCCCGGGCCAGCCGGGCA
Messenger RNA from Hyaena hyaena (striped hyena), 1135 nucleotides. It is a transcript of the gene ANKRD2, whose product is annotated as ankyrin repeat domain 2. NCBI's taxonomy places the organism in Eukaryota, Metazoa, Chordata, Mammalia, Carnivora, Hyaenidae. Gene Ontology annotation, cellular component: nucleus. The record is from RefSeq and is a predicted model, not a curated record. Gene Ontology annotation, biological process: regulation of transcription by RNA polymerase II. Gene Ontology annotation, molecular function: RNA polymerase II-specific DNA-binding transcription factor binding.